Gadus morhua (Atlantic cod) is the source of this 3551-nucleotide messenger RNA. RefSeq names its product inactive dipeptidyl peptidase 10. The coding region runs from base 141 to 2501 and encodes 786 amino acids. Gene Ontology annotation, biological process: proteolysis; regulation of potassium ion transmembrane transport. Gene Ontology annotation, cellular component: plasma membrane; voltage-gated potassium channel complex. The record is from RefSeq and is a predicted model, not a curated record. The transcript has 25 exons. NCBI's taxonomy places the organism in Eukaryota, Metazoa, Chordata, Actinopteri, Gadiformes, Gadidae. Gene Ontology annotation, molecular function: serine-type peptidase activity.
GAGAGAGAGAGAGAGAGAGGUGGGAACCACCAAUCCGUUCGGGACAAACUUGCAAGAAGCGGAGCAUAGCGAACAGGCACCGAAACACAGGGCUGCAGCUGAACGGUUAUUUCAGACCAUAGACACGUUACAGGUCAACCAUGAUAGCCACAACUCAACAGAACAUGACUACGGAACCGGACCUGGGCAGUUCUGGGGGUCCCCCACGGAACUGGAAGGGCAUCGGGAUCGCCCUGGUGGUGAUCGUGGGGGUCAUGUCAUUGGUCAUCAUGUCGGUCAUUGUCCUCACGCCCGAUGAGUCCCGGCUGUCUCUGCGUUCCCACCUCACCAUGGAUGACCUUGAGAAGGACCGGUUCAAAGUUCACGACCCCUGCGUGGCCUGGUUGAACGAACACGAAGUGGCCCUGCGCAGCAGAGAGGGAUCCGUCACGUCCUACAACCUGCAGCUCAACCAGACGGCCGCCCUGGUGGACAACAGCACCCUGGACCUCGCAACAACUAAAUUCUACGUGUCAGCUGACAAGAGCUUUGUCCUGUUGGCGUAUGACAUUCAACAGGUGUUCUCUCAGUCCUUCACUGCCUCUUAUGCUAUCUACACUGUGGCCAAUGGGGACCUCUUGGAGCUGAGCCCACCAGAGGGGGAGGCGCCAGGGCUGCAGUACGCAGGCUGGGGUCCGCAGGGGAACCAGCUGAUCUACGUGCACGGGGGAGAUAUCUACUACCAGCCCGGCGCAUCCAGCCCGGCCCUGCGCCUCACGUCCUCCGGGCAGGAGAGGCGGGUGACCAACGGCCUGUCGGACUGGACCUACGAAGAGGAGGUCCUGCUUAGCUACGCGGCUCACUGGUGGUCCGUGGACGGCGCCCGCCUCGCCUAUCUCACCGUCAACAACUCGGCCACGCCGCUGAUGGAGAUACCGCUGUUCCUAGGCAACAUCUACCCCUCCAACCGGCUCUACCCCUACCCUAAGGCUGGCUCCAGUAUCCCCUCUGUCAGCCUGUUUGUGGUGAAUCUGUACGGUCCGACUCACACGCUGGAGAUGAUGCCCCCAGACUCCUUCAGGACCAGAGACGGCUACAUUUCCAUGGUAACCUGGAUUAGCAGCACCCGCCUUGCGGUGCGUUGGCUCAACCGCUCCCAGAACCAAUCUGUGCUGUGCGUCUGCGAGGCCACCACUGGGGCCUGCUCAGAGAAACACAAAAUGGUCAUGGAUCUCAUGCAAAACCACCGACAGGAUACCCCCUUGUUCACUGCGGAUGGCUCUGUGUUUUAUAUGGUGCUGCCUGCCAAACAGGGAGCCCGUGGAGAGUUCUACCACAUCGCCAGUGUCUCAGCCCAGCCUGCCAUCCCCUCUGUGCCCCCCCGCUUCCUGACAUCAGGGAACUGGGACGUGACGUCACUGUGCGCGCUGGACGAGGAAGCUGGGAGGAUAUACUUCAUGAGCUCAGAGGGAUCUAGGCAAAGCAGACAUCUUUACAGCGUGGACCUGAACGGAGUCUUUCAGCGCCAGUGUCUCUCCUGUGAUCUGAAAGAGGAAUGCAGUUUCUUCAAAGCAGACUUCAGCCACAAUCAGACCAACUUCAUUCUCUAUUGCCUCGGCCCCGGAAUCCCUCAAGUGACGCUGCACAGCACGACGGAGCCCUCUAGGUACGAGGUGCUGGAGGACAACGGCCCUCUGGCUGAAGCCCUGGAGGACAAGCAGCUCCCAGAGACCAAGUUCAGGACGCUCUCCACAGACAGCCACGAUCUGCACCUAAAGCUGUCUGUACCUCGGGGUUACGAGUUGAACCUGCACCCGCUCCUCCUCAUCGUAGAUGGAGUUCCGGGAAGCCAGUCGGUGACGGAGGAGUUCAGCCUGGGCUGGCCCCAGGUGCUGUCCAGCUCCCACGGCGUGGCCCUGGCGUGGGUGGACGGCCGCAGCGGGCAGCGGGCCUCCUCGGUGGACCCCCACAAGCUCAGCUCCCUCAGAGUGAAGGAUUACCUGGGGGUCGUGGAAUGGUUGAUGCAACUGCCUUACAUCGACGAUCGGAGAAUGGCCCUUUACGGCAAGGCGUUUGGUGGUUAUUUAGCUCUAAAGAUGUUAGGUGCAACGGACCGGCUGUUUCAAUGUGCGGCUGCCGCGGCUCCCAUUACCGACUUCAGACUUUAUAGUUCUGCGUUCUCUGAGCGAUAUUUAGGCCUUCCAGCCAAGGAGGAGCACACAUAUUUGUCUGCAUCUCUGCUGGAGGAGGUUCAUAAACUCAAAGACGAGAAUCUCCUAAUUCUGCAUGGAACGGCAGAUGCGAGCGUCCACUUCCAGCACAGCGCGGAGCUGGUCAGCCGUCUGGUGAAGGCGGAGGCCAACUACUCCCUGCAGAUGUACCCUGACGAGGGCCACGAGCUCCGGGACCCGCGCAGCAUCCAGCACUUCCAGAGGACUCUGGUGAACUACGUCCAGGGCUGCAUGAGGCAGGGGCUCCUCCUGGCCCCUGUGGAGGAGCCAGAGGAGGAGGACGAUAAUUGAGCCAAAAGAACAAUGUUUGAGACUUUACGUGUCUAUGAGGUACUCGAUCGGUUUGGCCUACCAGCCACAGAAGCACAGGAGUGGGGACCAAACUCUUCAGUUCACCGUCUUGAACUUUCCUCCACACGGGUGUUUGUAUUGGUGUCUGUCACAGGCCUUGUGUGUCUACAUAAGCCUCCAUAGGCCAUGAGGGAUCUGUAUGUAUUUUUUUUAUUUCAUUUGACAGAAUGUUUACGAAUAAUCAAAGGCGUGCAUGUCAUGAUGGCUGCAUGAUGUGGAGUAGUUUACAAUGACAUUUUUCUUUGUUUCAAACUUCCGACUGGGUUGAGUAUGCAAGGGAAAAAAAAUUGCAGCUACAGCAAGCAAAGUGAUUGUGCCAAUGGAUCCCUUCACAGACUGUCAUUGUUGUUACAUAUUGCAUCCAUGUGAUGAAUGAAGAAUGAUAAUGCUCCUUCUAGAGUGGUUCAAUAGUUGUAAGGAACUAGGAUGUUAUUUAAUUAUCAAUACGUGGGUAAGUGUGUCAACUGCUCAGACAGUGUAGCCAGAUCAUAAAAGAAAAAAAAAACUUUCAAGGUAAAAUUAGUGGUACCAAGCAUAACAUUAUCUUAUUUUCUAACCAUAACAAUUCAUCACCUGGAUUGCAUGCUGGGGGCAAAUAACUAAAUUAGUUUGUUUUUGUGCACUUAUUGAGUUACUGUUGCCUGCUUUUCUUGCCAGAUCUGGCAAUACUGCCAUAAGUUGCCAUUGAACUUAUGAACCAAUAUUGCUUGGUUACUGAGAGCUUUUAAUAUGGGUUUGCAGCCAUCUUAACAAUGUCCGAAAUAUAACUACUUUGCUAUAAACGGUCCCAUUACAUGUGAACUAUUUUGUACAAUUUGCAAAAUGUUAUAUGAUAUUUUAUCAAGGUGCAUUCUACAAUGUCAUGGAGUAGUCAAUCAACCCACUCCACUGUUAAUACUGGUGCACUGCAUGUCGUUGUGUCUCCUGGUACACCUGGUACAUCUUUUGAAACAUACUUUGGGAAUAAAUAUGAAGAUCUUGUUUUACGUC